Merops nubicus (carmine bee-eater) is the source of this 1356-nucleotide messenger RNA. It is a transcript of the gene ENTREP1, whose product is annotated as family with sequence similarity 189, member A2. The record is from RefSeq and is a predicted model, not a curated record. The transcript is spliced from 10 exons. Lineage: Eukaryota; Metazoa; Chordata; Aves; Coraciiformes; Meropidae. Gene Ontology annotation, cellular component: membrane. The annotation marks the transcript as partial.
GUAAUCUUAUGUGGAAUUUUAGGCAUAAUGACGUGGAAAAGACCAAUGGUUUUUUUGGCUAACUUAUUUGUUCUGCUGUCUAUCAUCUGUGUUCUGCUGAGCCUGACUGGACUUAUACUGGGAUGUCAAGGCAUUCUGUUUGUGUCCAGUGUACCCAGAUGCGAUUGGGUGGACACGGGUGAAGACAAGAUUUGUCUCUGCUGUAAAGAAAUAAAUCUUACUAAAUGCACAGAAGAAGAGACACUGCUGAAGCUGUACCACCUGAAGUCAUGCAGUGCUGCUCACUUUCUUCUCAAGAAAGUACUCUUUGCUGUUUGUGCCUUGAAUGCCAUCACCACCAUAGUUUGCUUGGUAGCAGCUGCCCUGCCUUUCUUACGGUCUUUUGCAACAAGAAGAUCCUGCAGAGGGGUACCUCGGGUUGAAGACGAAGAUGAUGUCUUGGAUCUUGAUGAUUUUGUCCCACCUGUGCCACCUCCCUCCUAUUUUGAAACUCUUUAUUCUUCUGCUUUGGAGAUGAGUCACAGGAUGCUUGCCUCUGAUGUGAUUCCCUUACCCCAUAUUUACAGAGCGAGAAUCAAAGGCAUUAAAGUGUUCUGCCCUCUGGACCCACCUCCUCCUUACGAAGGUGUGCAGAGCCAGAACAGCUCUGAGCAGCAAGGUGCAGUACAAAUAAGUGUUGAGGAAGAUGUUGGUUUGGAGGAAAUGAGUGCUGGGCAGGCCUCUCAAGGUGAAGAAGUUCCUGAGCCUUCCAGCAGAGUGAGCCUUUCACCUUCGGAUGGAAGCCAGAUGCCUGCAGAAGGCGCAUGUGUGCCAGUCUUCAAUCCCUUGCAGAAACGGUCUGAAAGUGAACCUGUGCUGCACUGCCGGCUACUUCAAGGGGUGGUGCUCAGCUCUGAACCUGCGAUACAGACUGAAGUAAAAGCAUCCCUCUGUGGUGUGACCUUGCGGAAGAGUUUGACGAGAAGAGAUUUGAGAGAAAGAGCCCAGUCUUUGGUAGACUACAGGUCUUACAAAGACACCAAACAGCUUGUGGCAUGGAUUCUAGAGCAGUCUUCCUGCAGCAUGAACCCUGACAUACAUGAAGUGGUGGGAAGUAUCAAGUCUGUUUUAAAAUCAGAUGAGAAACGUAUGGCAGAAGCCAUCAGCAGUGCCACCUUCCUUGAGCAGGUGAUGGCACCUGCCCAGCAAGCCCGUGUGUUACCUUUCAGACAGUAUUCUGGAUUGCUGCACCUGGAGACCUGUGGUGACCUGAGUAUUUCCACCACAGAUGAAGAUUGGCUAGCUGAGAGGAGGAUCCAGAGAGAAUGUGAACGGCCUCACAGUCAUAUUGGCAUUGUCAGGGAAACUGCACUUUAG